UUCCUUCGUCUCUCCUCCUCCCCUUCCUCAAGCUCCAAACAAUGGCGUUGCUCGUCGAGAAGACGGCCUCCGGCCGCGAGUUCAAGGUCAAGGAUUUAUCUCAAGCCGACUUCGGCCGCCUCGAGAUCGAGCUUGCCGAGGUAGAGAUGCCGGGUCUCAUGUCCUGCCGCGCUGAGUUCGGCCCAUCCAGACCAUUCGCCGGAGCCCGAAUCACCGGAUCCCUCCAUAUGACCAUACAGACCGCCGUCCUCAUCGAAACCCUCACCGCCCUCGGCGCCGAGGUCCGAUGGUGCUCCUGCAACAUCUUCUCCACCCAAGACCACGCCGCCGCCGCCAUCGCCCGCGAUUCGGCCGCCGUGUUCGCUUGGAAGGGCGAAACCCUGCAGGAGUACUGGUGGUGCACUGAGCGGUGCCUUGACUGGGGCCCCGGUGGUGGCCCGGAUCUCAUCGUUGAUGAUGGCGGUGAUGCAACGUUGCUGAUCCAUGAGGGCGUGAAGGCUGAGGAGGAGUAUGAGAAGACUGGCACGAUGCCAGAUCCGAAUUCGACGGACAAUGCUGAGUUCCAGAUCGUGCUGGGGUUGAUUAGGGAUGGGCUGAAAGUGGAUCCUAAAAAGUAUCGGAAGAUGAGGGAUCGAUUGGUCGGCGUCUCGGAGGAGACGACCACCGGAGUGAAGAGGUUGUACCAGAUGCAAGCCAAUGGGACGCUGCUCUUCCCGGCGAUCAAUGUCAAUGACUCUGUGACCAAGAGCAAGUUUGACAAUCUAUAUGGAUGCCGCCAUUCUCUCCCUGAUGGUCUGAUGAGAGCAACAGAUGUAAUGAUUGCUGGAAAGGUGUCCGUGGUCUGUGGCUACGGAGAUGUUGGCAAGGGUUGUGCAGCCGCACUGAAGCAGGCCGGUUCCCGUGUCAUCGUAACUGAGAUAGAUCCCAUCUGUGCUCUCCAGGCCUUGAUGGAGGGCAUCCAAGUGCUGACCCUGGAGGAUGUGUUAUCUGAAGCUGACAUCUUUGUGACCACCACAGGAAACAAGGACAUACUGAUGGUAAACCAUAUGAGGAAGAUGAAAAACAAUGUGAUAGUUUGCAACAUUGGCCACUUUGACAAUGAGAUUGACAUGCAUGGUCUGGAGACCUACCCUGGUAUCAAGAGAAUCACCAUUAAGCCCCAGACUGAUCGCUGGGUCUUCCCAGACACCAAUUCUGGAAUCAUUGUUCUUGCUGAGGGCCGUUUGAUGAAUCUCGGUUGUGCUACUGGCCACCCCAGCUUCGUCAUGUCUUGCUCUUUCACCAACCAGGUGAUAGCUCAGUUGGAGUUGUGGAAAGAAAGAGCCAGCGGCAAGUACGAAAAGAAGGUGUAUGUAUUGCCGAAACAUCUUGAUGAAAAGGUUGCUGCCCUUCAUCUUGCUAAGCUCGGAGCCAAACUGACUAAACUCACACUUGAUCAAGCUAAUUAUAUCAGUGUUCCAGUGGAAGGUCCUUAUAAACCUCCUCACUACAGAUACUAAACCAGAUUGCUGUUACUGAUGCAGAACACAACAUCAUCAAACAUUUUUAUUUGUUCAGUCCUUGGAGUGUUUAUUUUUCGUUGCCUUAGUCUUUGUUUUUCAUUCAUUACUUUGAUUCAUGCAUGAGAGAGCGAAUAAUGACGGUUUUUUUUUUGUUUAAAAUUUUCCUAAUUGUCUUGUAUUCAGUUUAGCACCGGAUCUUGCAACAUCUUUCAUUUAUUGUUUUCAGAGGCAGUUGAUUUAUUCUUCA
Molecule: messenger RNA, 1749 nt
Organism: Dioscorea cayenensis subsp. rotundata (Guinea yam)
Lineage: Eukaryota; Viridiplantae; Streptophyta; Magnoliopsida; Dioscoreales; Dioscoreaceae
Product: adenosylhomocysteinase
Exons: 3
Coding region: 42-1499 (485 amino acids)
Biological process (GO): L-methionine cycle
Cellular component (GO): cytosol
Molecular function (GO): adenosylhomocysteinase activity
Source: RefSeq, a predicted model, not a curated record